UUAACUGUGUGUGUGAAGGUGGUCGGAGAUGUUUGGAGCGGGCAGUCUGGUUAGCGGGAAUUAGUGUGCCCAUCCGUCUGUACACAUAGCAGCAUGUGGCUGAAGGCUGAGGGCUGAAGGCUGGGGAAGCUCCGACCGACCGACCGUCCUACCGGAGAAGCGGCUCCAUGUCAAAAUGCCAACCUUCUCAGUCAUGUAUAAAGGAGCUGUCAUCAUUAGCAGGACACUAAUGGGUCCAUACGGAGUAGACCGAGCUGUUCAUUCCAUGGAGUUUACAGACUGUGAGAAUGGCCUGGGUCACAAGUGAAAGAGCUGUGGACGUCUUGAGAGCAGCCUCAGCAACCAAUCACAUGCGCCUUCUCAUAGCCAGAGAUGAAGAAGCAAAGAAAGAAUUUGCUGAGUUGCUAGAGAAGUAUGGGUCUAAUGGCAGCACAGGAUCAACACGCAACUCUCCUAUCCAGCAAGGAGGCCGCUACCUGGAUAGCACAUCAUCUGGUUCCUCAUCUCGCUCCCAGAGUCCUUUGUUGUUGAGCCCAGCAGGCUCUCAGAACAUGUACAACAACAGUGGGUCCAUGCUGCGCUCCCUCAGUCAUCCAGGUGAAGGAGUGAUUCAGCUCAUCUCAGUGGCGCGAUCCGGCAGUUUGGGCAUCACCAUCGGAGGAGGCUCCAAUAGGCCCGACGGCCCGGCGGUCUUCAUUCAGGAAGUGCUGUCUGGAGGCGACUGUCACCGAGAUGGACGUCUGAGGCCUGGAGAUCAGCUCAUCGCCAUUAACAAGGAGUCUUUGAUAGGUGUGACCCACGAGGAGGCCAAAAGCAUGCUGAACAAAGUCAAAUUCAGCCAAGACGGUGCAGUGGAGAUAGCCUUCAUACCAGGGAAAGGACUUUUUCCAAGCAGUACAUCUCUGCACAACGGGAUCCAGCGAGCCACAGGCAACAACUACAACUCUGGUCGCUUAAAAGUCCACAUCAGAUCACCUGAGAUCUGUACAGAGGAGCCAGCCCCUGUGUCCUCAUCUUCUCCUGACAUCUGCCCGCCAGAUAUCCAUAUUUCAGGUUCAACCAGCCAGAGGUCCCGCAAACAGGGGACCAAACCCCAAGAUAACACUGACCCCUACAUCCGCCUCAAAUCAGACAGUUAGACUUGGCUCUGUCCUUCCUCGGAUUGGAUGUCACAGAAGAGAAAAGGAAGAAGUUGAGGCAGAGUCUGACCACAGACCCACAAGGCACUGUGGCCUAUGGAGACUUCGUGGAGGCCACCCGGAACAUCUUCCAGGAGAACCUGGAGG
Molecule: messenger RNA, 1286 nt
Organism: Morone saxatilis (striped sea-bass)
Lineage: Eukaryota; Metazoa; Chordata; Actinopteri; Moronidae
Product: multiple PDZ domain protein
Molecular function (GO): protein binding
Source: RefSeq, a predicted model, not a curated record